Messenger RNA from Scaptodrosophila lebanonensis, 674 nucleotides. RefSeq names its product bursicon (gene Burs). The record is from RefSeq and is a predicted model, not a curated record. Gene Ontology annotation, biological process: animal organ morphogenesis. Bases 44 to 565 code for a protein of 173 amino acids. NCBI's taxonomy places the organism in Eukaryota, Metazoa, Arthropoda, Insecta, Diptera, Drosophilidae. Gene Ontology annotation, molecular function: BMP binding; receptor ligand activity. The transcript has 3 exons.
GCCAACGGCCGCGAGGAUCACAAGGAAGGGCACACAUUCAAAAAUGCUGCGCCAAUUGCUCAAAGGUGAAGGCAAUAAAAUAUUUGUAUUCAUUUUGCUCUAUUGCGUGCUCGUGAGUUUCCUCAAGCUGUGCAUGGCCCAGUCCGAUAAUACGUUGCCGGUCAACGAUAACGACAUUGCGCACAUUGGAGAUGAUUGUCAGGUCACCCCAGUCAUACACGUACUCCAAUAUCCGGGUUGUGUGCCAAAGCCCAUACCAUCGUUUGCCUGUGUCGGACGCUGUGCUAGCUACAUACAGGUGUCUGGCAGCAAAAUUUGGCAGAUGGAACGCUCGUGCAUGUGUUGUCAGGAGUCGGGAGAACGCGAGGCAGCUGUCUCAUUAUUCUGCCCAAAGGUGAAGCAUGGCGAGCGCAAAUUCAAGAAGGUGCUGACAAAAGCGCCCCUAGAGUGCAUGUGUCGCCCCUGCACUUCGAUCGAGGAGUCGGGCAUUAUACCGCAAGAAAUUGCAGGCUAUUCUGACGAAGGGCCAUUAAACAAUCAUUUCCGACGCAUUGCAUUACAGUAAGCUGCUAGCUAUUAUUAAACCUAUAUUUUUCGGAUACUUGCCGCGCACACACUAUUUUAACAUCAAUAAAUUCACAAAAAAAUAGUUCGGUAUAUGUGCCAGACCAGUA